Messenger RNA from Ochlerotatus camptorhynchus, 2333 nucleotides. RefSeq names its product dipeptidyl peptidase 3 (gene DppIII). The transcript is spliced from 3 exons. Gene Ontology annotation, biological process: proteolysis. The coding region runs from base 97 to 2268 and encodes 723 amino acids. Gene Ontology annotation, cellular component: cytoplasm. Gene Ontology annotation, molecular function: metalloexopeptidase activity; dipeptidyl-peptidase activity. The record is from RefSeq and is a predicted model, not a curated record. Lineage: Eukaryota; Metazoa; Arthropoda; Insecta; Diptera; Culicidae.
AAAGUUCAGUUUGUUCUCUUCUACAUUUUUUUUUCAGUAAUACGUAGUGGAUUUUUGUACAUCUGAAGAAGUAUUGUUUGAAUUCAAGUGCAAACAAUGAAAUCCGACGACAAGAGUCAGCACGUCCUCCCGAACAGCCAACCGAUUGUUGAGCUGGAAUGUUCCACCGCCUUCAAAGCGCUGACCGAGAAAGAAAAGCUCUACGCGCAUUACUUCAGUCAGGCCUCAUGGGCGGGUGGGCUGGUUGCGCUGGUUCAAUCGAGCCCGGAAUCACCGUUGAUCUUCUCGCUGUUGCAUCGCAUUUUCCGGGCGGAACCCACGGAGGAGCUGAAGAAGAGUGCCCUGGAGGCCGGAGUCAGUGACGAUGAGUUUACGGCUUUUCUGGUGUAUGCGUGUGGUUUUCUGGCCAAUGCCGGAAACUACAAAGGAAUGGGCGAUAGCAAGAUUGUGCCCAACUUGGAGGAGGAUAAGUUUGAGAUGGUGGUAAAAAGUUCGAAGGCUUUUAAGACGGACGAAGCCAAGGUCGGAGGGCUUUGGGAGAAGACGAAGAAGUCGAUUUUUCUGUUGACAGAGCGAACGAAAACGUUGGGCUUGUGCGACCAGGGAAUAACAACGUACUUUUCGUCGAACGUAACCCGAGAGGAUACGGAAUUGAUCAGCGAAUGGAUGAAGGAGAACAAGUUCGAGGCGUACAUUUGCCGGACGUUCAAGUCGCUGGAAGACAAGAAGACCGUGUACAAUAUUAAGUUGGCUUCGGCAGAGGAAGGCGAGAAGGAAGGGUUGACGAAAGAACCGGUGGAAUACAAAGGCUGUGUGUUCAAAGUCACCCGUGGAGACUACAAAGAACUGAUGGGGAAAGUCGCAGGUCUCCUGCAGGAGGCCAACAAACAUUCGGCAAACGACAAUCAGAAGCAGAUGAUUGAGAACUAUGUUCAGAGCUUCACCGAGGGAAGUCUGGAUGCACACAAGACUGGUUCUCGCUACUGGAUCAAGGACAAGGGACCAGUCAUCGAAACCUACAUCGGAUUCAUCGAAACUUACAGGGAUCCCGUGGGUCAGCGAGGAGAAUUCGAAGGCUUUGUCGCCAUGGUCAACAAGGAAAUGUCGGCCAAGUUUGGAACGCUGGUUAGCAAUGCAGAGAAUUUCAUCAAAUACCUUCCAUGGGGAGAAGACUACGAAAAGGACAACUACCUGAAGCCGGACUUUACUUCGCUGGAUAUUCUGACCUUUGCCGGAUCUGGAGUUCCAUGUGGCAUCAACAUUCCAAAUUAUGAUGAAAUCCGCCAGGAUGAGGGCUUUAAGAACGUAUCCCUGGGAAACGUUCUGGCCAAUACGAACAAAACAGAUUCGAUCCCUUUCUUGUCGGAGGAGGAUCAAGCUUUGCUGAAACGCUACAAAGCUUCUGCCUUCGAAGUACAAGUUGGCCUACACGAACUGCUUGGUCAUGGUAGCGGAAAACUGCUACGUGUCAACGAAAAGGGUGAGUUCAACUUCGAUCGGGAGAAGGUCAAGAACCCACUGACCGGAGAAGCGGUCACCAGUUGGUAUGAACCAGGGGAAACGUACGACUCCAAGUUUAAAUCGCUCGGCUCGAGCUACGAAGAAUGCCGAGCGGAAGCCGUUGGCUUGUACCUAAGCUUGAAUCGGGACAUUUUGAAAAUCUUCGGACAUACCGAUGAUAAGGAAAUUGAGGACAUCAUCUACGUUAAUUGGCUUCUGCUGGUUUGGGGAGGCGUCGGAGUAGCGAUGGAACUGUACAACCCAACGCAGAAAGCUUGGCUCCAGGCUCACUACCAGGCUCGGUUCGUUAUUAUGAAGGUUCUGCUGGAAGCAGGCGAAGGCUUGGUGAGCGUGGAAGAAUCCGAACCCGGUAAGAACCUGCUCCUGAAGUUCGAUCGUUCCAAGAUCCAAACCGUAGGCAAGAAGGCGAUCGAGCAGUUCCUGCUGAAGUUGCAGUACUACAAGUCGACCGGCGACAUUGUCGGAGCCACAAAGAUGUACAACAACUAUUCGGAGGUCAGCGAGGAGGGACCGUAUCCGUGGGCCAAGUGGCGUGAUAUCGUCCUGCUGCACAAGAAGCCACGGUUGAUCUUUGUUCAGAGCAACACCGAACUGGACGCGAAUGGUUCCGUGCAGUUGAAGACGUACGAGUCGAACUUCGAGGGAUACAUCAAGUCCUGGACGGAUCGCUUCCCCGAUGUGGAGAUUGAUGAAGUGCUCGAGCGGAUCUACGAGCACGAUUUGCAGUAUUUCCAGGAUCUGGUCUGAGCGAGGUGGCACGAAAGAAAAUUUAUGCCUGUUUUGAAAUAUAAUCCUUUGUACGAUUUGCUGCU